Molecule: messenger RNA, 1235 nt
Organism: Fomitopsis serialis
Lineage: Eukaryota; Fungi; Basidiomycota; Agaricomycetes; Polyporales; Fomitopsidaceae
Exons: 4
Coding region: 314-1192 (292 amino acids)
Source: RefSeq, a predicted model, not a curated record
ACUGCGAGCUCUGCCAGUUCUGACCUCGGUUCGACCAAAAGGAUCUCGCUUCGUAUUGUGCAACUACCUCGCUCAAUCGUGCCCUUCAUUAAGACAAGGUUUGGCCAGGCGGAGUCUGACGGACUCAUGGUACCUGCGGCGAAGCCUGGCGUGUCCCUUCGGCUCGAUCUUGUCGGAGAAGCCAUGGCCUUAUUCGCAGACACACAGUACUUGUCCUCGAGUCUAAAACCUCUCAUGCGAAUCCUUUCGUCGUCCUGUCUCCCCUCGAGCAUAGACAACCGGGUUUACUCAACAGCUGCAGGGUGAACGUACGAUGCCAGACGAAUGUCGAUCACCGCCCGGACGACUCGGACCUACGACCUACAACCGCUUAGUAGGCCGUUAUCUGCGCGACGACAACAAGCACAUUUGGCUGCCGCUCUGCGUAGCAGGCUCGUUCUUAGCGGUUUCUUCGCUGAGCCCGCUCGUCGCGCGUCGUAUCCCGCGGUUUGCCACAUCCACAUUCGCUCAAGCCAAAUGGAGCGUCAAAGAAAAUGUCGUCGGCUCUCUUGAGGACAGUGCUUUAGUCGGGCUGCUGGCAUACGCAGCUGCGCGUCAGCAACAGCAUACGAGAGCGGUGCAGACGGACGAGGCAUUCCGAAUCAUAACGCGAGCCCAAGUGCUUAUUGCACAUGGUUAUAAAUACCCAGUCAUUUUGAGUGUAUUCACUCGGGGCGCAAGGGAAAGCACAGGCUCAGCAGGAUCAUGCGGCGCAGAAGAGCAUGUCGGCUUCGGGGAGAGGAUCGGCACUGCGGCGGCGACCUUAUGGACGUCCUCAAUCACCAUGGAACUUAUGCGUGCGAGCUUGGAGGACAGCUUGCGUCGGCGCAAUGUUUCACAGUGCGACAUCGACAGGACAACCGUCGCUUUUGGAGGGGCAGCGGAGCUCGUCAAACAGUCGUACUUCAUGUGGACGGGCGCUUUUGCUACCUUCGUGGUCUUUGUCUGCCAGCCGUUGCUCUUCAAGCCGCCGCUGGCGAUGUGGUCUUCAGCGGCGUGGAUGGGCGUGAGUGUAGUCCUUCUGAUCCACUUCCAGCAGUUGACACUGCCUAUGCACAUUCAAAACAAACGCGCGGUGGCUGCGGUCCUGAGGGAAAGAUUCCCGGGAUUGUUGGAGGACGAUGGGCCGAUUAGGCUUGCUGACCUCCGAUGAGCUUUCACUAGCACGCUGUCGGGCUGUAUCAUCAUGCUGUCUG